GAAAACAAUAAGAUGAGGUUUUAAAGGAGGACUUUAACCAUAAACCCCAGGUCUGGUUAUCCACUUUAUCCCCGGGCAUCAGCCGGAACUUGGAAAAGGCAUGUCUUGAGCUAAUCAAUCACUACAACAAGUAAAUUCUUUACUAUCCACCCACCAGAGAAAUAUUGAAGGAAAAUACGGGACCAAAGGACUUUGACUUUCUGAAGUGAUGGCAUCCUCUGCUCCAUCGUCCUCCAACGCCAAUCAGGACUCCAACCCCACUAAUUUACGACCCACAACUUACGACACCUGGUGUGAUGUGGCUCAUGGAUGUACCAGAAAAAUUGGUCUCAAAAUAUGUGGGUUCUUGCAAAGGAACAACAGCCUGGAAGAUAAGAGCCGGAUUGUGAGCUCUCUCAAAGAAAGGCAAUCUUCCAAGAACCUGCUGGCUUGUGAGAACAGCGAGAGGGAAGCCAGGUUCAGGCGGGCCGAGACAGACUUCUCCAAUUUAUUUGCUAGAGAUUUGCUGCCUGCCAAGAAUGGCGAGGAGCAGACCAUGCAGUUCCUGCUGGAGGUGGUUGACAUUCUCCUGAACUACGUGAGGAAGACGUUCGACAGGUCCACCAAAGUCCUGGACUUCCAUCACCCGCACCAGCUGCUGGAAGGGAUGGAGGGCUUCAACCUGGAGCUCUCCGACAACCCCGAAUCCCUGGAGCAGAUCUUGGUGGACUGCAGGGACACGCUGAAGUACGGAGUCAGGACAGGUCAUCCUCGUUUUUUCAACCAGCUCUCCACUGGACUGGAUAUUAUUGGCUUGGCUGGUGAAUGGCUGACAUCAACUGCAAAUACUAACAUGUUUACAUAUGAAAUUGCACCUGUUUUUGUCCUCAUGGAGCAAAUAACACUUCGAAAGAUGAGAGAGAUUAUUGGAUGGUCAAAUAAAGAUGGUGAUGGAAUAUUCUCACCCGGAGGGGCCAUAUCCAAUAUGUACAGUAUAAUGGCUGCUCGCUACAAGUAUUUCCCUGAAGUCAAAACUAAAGGCAUGGCUGCAGUUCCUAAACUGGUUCUCUUCACUUCAGAACAGAGUCACUACUCAAUAAAGAAAGCUGGGGCUGCACUUGGGUUUGGAACAGAAAAUGUGAUUUUGAUAAAAUGCAAUGAAAGAGGGAAAAUAAUACCAGCUGAUUUGGAAGCCAAAAUUCUGGAAGCUAAGCAAAAGGGACAUGUUCCACUUUAUGUAAAUGCAACCGCAGGCACAACAGUGCACGGGGCCUUUGAUCCAAUAGACGAGAUCGCAGACAUUUGUGAAAAAUAUAACCUCUGGCUCCAUGUAGAUGCUGCUUGGGGAGGUGGACUUCUAAUGUCCAGGAAGCAUCGUCAUAAGCUGAAUGGAAUAGAAAGAGCCAAUUCGGUCACAUGGAAUCCACACAAGAUGAUGGGAGUUUUGUUACAAUGUUCGGCCAUUCUGAUUCGGGAAAAGGGUAUACUUCAAGGUUGCAAUCAGAUGUGUGCAGGAUAUCUGUUCCAGCAAGAUAAACAAUAUGAUAUAUCCUAUGACACUGGAGAUAAAGCAAUACAAUGUGGUCGUCAUGUGGACAUUUUCAAAUUCUGGUUGAUGUGGAAAGCCAAGGGUACAGUAGGAUUUGAAAAUCAGAUCAACAAAUGUCUGGAAUUGUCAGAGUACCUCUAUACUAAAAUUAAAAACAGGGAAGAAUAUGAGAUGGUUUUUGAUGGAGAGCCUGAACACACAAAUGUAUGUUUCUGGUACAUUCCUCAGAGUCUCAGGGGCAUACCAGACUCUGAGGAGAGAAGAGAAAAGCUACACAGGGUGGCACCGAAAAUCAAAGCUCUGAUGAUGGAGUCAGGUACCACAAUGGUUGGAUAUCAGCCACAGGGAGAUAAAGUCAACUUCUUCCGAAUGGUUGUCUCAAACCCGGCGGCAACUAAGUCUGACAUUGACUUCCUCAUUGAAGAAAUAGAAAGAUUGGGGCAGGAUCUGUAAUACUCUUGGCAAACUAUUUAUUCCUCUAGACCACUGUUUUCCAGCACUGGCUAUUUUUUACCCAGUUCUGCAGAAUACCCUUUAAGGAAAUUCCCUUUCUAAAUGUUCCACUCUCCUAAGACACUCUAACACAAAAAAAUCUGUAGGUUACUGCAGAGGUGCUGGAACAAUUUGUAUACUGGGAGU
Mauremys mutica (yellowpond turtle) is the source of this 2167-nucleotide messenger RNA. RefSeq names its product glutamate decarboxylase 1 (gene GAD1). Gene Ontology annotation, biological process: GABA biosynthetic process. The transcript is spliced from 17 exons. NCBI's taxonomy places the organism in Eukaryota, Metazoa, Chordata, Testudines, Geoemydidae. The coding region runs from base 209 to 1981 and encodes 590 amino acids. Gene Ontology annotation, molecular function: pyridoxal phosphate binding; glutamate decarboxylase activity. The record is from RefSeq and is a predicted model, not a curated record. Gene Ontology annotation, cellular component: cytoplasm; presynaptic active zone.